Salvia miltiorrhiza (redroot sage) is the source of this 2196-nucleotide messenger RNA. RefSeq lists its product as uncharacterized. The transcript has 5 exons. Lineage: Eukaryota; Viridiplantae; Streptophyta; Magnoliopsida; Lamiales; Lamiaceae. Bases 1 to 2196 code for a protein of 731 amino acids. The record is from RefSeq and is a predicted model, not a curated record.
AUGAGUGAAACUGAAUCCGACUACUCCAGAGAGGAAGAACAGCCUGUAGAACGAGGCCAUCGCCCGAGUACAUCGAGGAGGGAAAAAUACCCGAUGCCGAAUCCGCCUCCGAGGCAUGCUUGGUUACGUCCGUGCAUGCAAGGUUAUGCCGGACGAAUCAAUCACUAUGUAAAGGACACGACACUGAAGGAAGUAGAGACCUGUCUGACGCACUACCAGCGUUUAGAACAAUUUAAGAAAGGUCCGUUUGGGCAUUUACUUCAGUUGAAGAGGCAGGAUAGUGCGAAUGCCGCACUGCACCAUCUUCUUGCACGGGAGUUGUAUGACGAAGCAUUCGGUCCGUGGGAGAAGUGGUUCCACGUUGGUGGACACGACAUUCGAUUCGGCGCAGUGGAGUAUUGUCUGUCUGGGCAACAGUGCCCAGGAUUAUUUGAAGGCGGCCAAUAUUCUCGUGGCGUUGAUCUCCUCUUCUGUCGGGAUUAUAAAUACGUGCACGAUUGGGUGUGGGCACUGGUAGAGGAAGAUCAGAAAUGGUCCGACUUCCCGUGGGGCUCUUACUCAUUCCAGAUGUUGUGUCAUGGGAUGAGUGUGUUGAAGAAGCAUCCCAACGAGAUUACCGGUAAUAGGAAGACGUACCACUUCUAUGGGCCCAUAUGGGCAUUACAGAUUUGGUCGUACGAGGCCAUUCCGAGGUUGGGCCGCGCGUGUGGGAUGCGUGACCCGAGGUUGCAGAUGCCACGGUUGGUGAACUGGACGACUUGGAAGUCGGCUUCUGACUUCACCCACUUUUUUGAUGCUCAUGAGGCCGAGUGUCACCGGACACUCGAACCGGUCGAAGAGGAGAAUGAUUCAUGGUAUUUGCAGACCCUGAGGCAUCCAGAGCCUUUUUCUGUACGAUACCAUCCUGGAGGGAAAUAUGCCGGCUUGAUAGAGCCAGUUGUACCGGAGCCGCCUCCUCCUGUUAGGCCUCCCCCUGUGCAGAGGAGUAUCUCACGAGCAGAGAUGACUCGUGAGAAGCAGCCUGUCCCUGUCCCGAGGAGUAGCUCACGAGCAGAGAGGGCUCGUGAGAAGCAGCCUGUCCAUGUUGAGCGGCAUAGACAGACGUAUGUUGAUCCGACUGGUAGCCCAUCGAAGCGGCCCAGGCCGCAGGAGUUCGAUGAUUCAGUGCCUCGAGCAGAUCCAGAUGCUGAUUAUUGGAGGCGACGUGAUGAGGACUUGAUUGCCCGUGUCACUGAGAGCGUGACACGGGAGCAGAUCCGGACCGUGAUCCCUGAGGUGCGGCGGGCGAUUGUAGACAACGACUCCGAGCAUGGACUGGUUGCCAAAAUUACACGGAAGGUCGUGGCCGCUGUGAAGGAUAUAUUCGGUGGGCGAUCUUCUUCGAGGAAGCAUAGAUCAUCAUCCAGCCAUGCCAGUCGUCAUAGACACGGGAGUGAGGAGUUGGACCAGCCGAGACCCAGUCACAGACGGUCUACAUCUCACAUUCCUAGUCCUGGGCAUCGGGGUCAUGAGGAUCCGCCUCAUGUGAGCCAUAGGCACUCAGUUGGAGACCUGGAUCGGCAGCAUCGGGGUCACAGUCGAUCACAGCAUGGAGAUGAUCCACCCCAUGCGAGUCAGCGGCGAUCUGCCUCACGUCACAGUGAGAGGGAGGCAUCUAUGAGGCGAUCAGCCUCACAUCGUGGUGAGAGGCAGACAUCUUUGAGGCGAUCUGCCUCACGUCACAGUGAGAGGUCAGCUCGUCAGCGGAGUCCAGUGACGCCUAUGCAUGGAGAGGGAGAUGACGAUGUCCAGUUCAGCUGGACUACUGACGAGGAAGAGGCCCAGGAUGUAGGGCGGCCACGACGCCCGAUUAAGCCGUCUGCUCUUCUACAGAGUCCGUAUGUGACCGAUGGCCCACUUGACACUCCUACGGCAAAGAAGGUUGCUUUCCGCAGAUUUAGAGAGAUGGGCGACGAUGCAUGUGUUGCUGUAGUGGAGACUGGAUAUAUCAUGACCCAGGGCUUUUUUGGGCGUAUUUUGGAUCGUCGGGCUGAGUUCGAUGCUGAGAUUAUAGACCUCUGGAUUUUGAAGCAAAAUCGAAGGAUCAGAGUUAACCAGGAAUAUAUAGUGCAUCGGGCUCGAACUCAACUCCAGCCGGGUAUUAGUCGAGUUAGAACUCCAGUGGCUGCAACCAUUUUAUAUGUAAGUUUAAUGUGA